AUGUCACCCAAGAAGUGCGAGCCACCGCCCGUGGACUCACUUACCACCACCACCAUCACCAGCAACACCACGGAAAAGGCCACCUUUCUUCGUUUGGGCCACAAGAACCACACCCAGUGGACCGCCCUCGGAUCGGCGUCCUUCAUCCUAAUCUCUGGCGGCAUGAGCUUGGCUUGGGGCGCCGGAUUCGCCGUUCACUCCGCCCAUCGGGAUCAACUUCUGCAGACAGUGCACAUGCAGAUCGCCUGGUAUGCAACUGCCGUGCUUGGAGCUCUUUUUGCCGCAUUUUACACUCACCGACUGCCCCAGCAGCCCAUUUAUAUUUGUGCCUCCAUCCUGGUCAUUGCAUCCGGAACUCUAUUUCUGGCCUGGCCAGAGUAUCCAGGUGCCAUCAUAGCCGCCCGGUAUCUGGAUGGCUUGGCCAAUGGUCUGGCAUUUGUUCCCGCACUGAGUACUGUGGGCGAGAUUUCGGUGAACGAGAUCCGUGGUCUUUUGGCCACCGCGGUGGAGCAGCUCAGCUCCAGCACUGGCAUCCUGAUGCAGUUGAUCUACACGGCCGUGUGGCAGGUGGACUGGAACGUGGCCAUUGUGGCGGACCAGGUGCAUGGAGUGCUCUCCAUUGUCUACGGUGUCAUAGCCCUGGCUCUGGCCCUAACCCUCUGCGUGGAGUCACCUGUCCAUCUCCUGAUGCGAUCCAGUGAGCAAAGGGCGUUGGUUGCCCUGAGGCAUCUUCAAAGACCGUAUAUGGUGACCAGUGAAAUGCUGCUGAGAUUGGAUGAGCACAAGCAGUAUGUGGCCGCCAACAGGGAAAUGUGUUUGGGAACGAGUCUGCAGAAGGGAUAUCCAUCGGUCCUUAAGCUUCUGGCCCUUCGAUUGCUGGGUGUCCUGUGCCUCAACUCCAUCAUCUGCUGUGCCCUCUAUGAAACCGGCAAUCAGCUGGUGAGCUCCUUGUAUGCAUGGCCCUUUGUGGUCUUCGGGCUGCUCCGGUGGUGCGGAUGCUUCUCUGCGGUGCUCCUGAUGGACACCACUGGCCGGAAGAAGCCGACCCUUUUCGGCAUCUUUUCCACCGGCGCCUUUGCCAUUGCAUAUGCCAACUUAUUUGGACGCACUCCUCACAUGAUCACCGCCCUGGUGAUGCUCUUCAGUCUGCAGUUCUUCGCGGGACUGGGACAAUGUGCCUCGGCGGCUUACCUCACUGAGGGCUUUCCUCUGCGACUAAAACCACAUAUGGUGGCUGUGGUGUACGUAAUAGAACAAGUAGCUAGACUGCUCCUCUGCAGUUUCCUACUAUCGAUCGCUGGAAUAACGGCCUACUUCCACUGCCUGGGAGCACUUUCCAUGGUGUUAUUCCUUCUCGGCAUCUUCUGCCUGCCGGAAACUAGACUAGUUUCUUUGGCGGAGGCGCAGCUCAAGUUUUCCAAGUGGUUCAACAAGGAUUUUUAG
This is a messenger RNA of Drosophila teissieri, 1443 nucleotides long. RefSeq lists its product as uncharacterized. The transcript is spliced from 2 exons. The coding region runs from base 1 to 1443 and encodes 480 amino acids. Gene Ontology annotation, molecular function: transmembrane transporter activity. Gene Ontology annotation, biological process: transmembrane transport. Gene Ontology annotation, cellular component: membrane. Lineage: Eukaryota; Metazoa; Arthropoda; Insecta; Diptera; Drosophilidae. The record is from RefSeq and is a predicted model, not a curated record.